Molecule: messenger RNA, 846 nt
Organism: Lodderomyces theae
Lineage: Eukaryota; Fungi; Ascomycota; Pichiomycetes; Serinales; Debaryomycetaceae
Gene: MMS21
Product: SUMO ligase
Exons: 1
Coding region: 1-846 (281 amino acids)
Biological process (GO): double-strand break repair via homologous recombination; protein sumoylation
Cellular component (GO): Smc5-Smc6 complex; nucleus
Molecular function (GO): zinc ion binding; SUMO ligase activity
Source: RefSeq, a predicted model, not a curated record
AUGUCACAAGCUGGUGCAGAACACCCCGAGGCAUCAAACUCAGAUGCGUUUCUCCCCCAGAACUUAUCCUUACCGUCAUAUGUGCCAUUAAAUCGUAACUUCCAUCGUGACUUUGACAAAAUCUUUCGUACCAAUGCCAGUACCGAUAUGACAACGCCAGCAAUCAAUCAGCAUCGCUUGACCGCCAAGAAUUACAUAAACUAUAUACUUGAGAAUGAGUCCUUGGAAUUCGAUGAAAAGACCCUAAAUAAUUUCGCUCUUGGGUAUAAGCAAAUAUUGGAGUCACGAUGUAAUUUGAAGAAAUUUGAAUCUAUUGGUGCUGAUCGCAGAAUCACAGAUUAUUUGAAUACAUCGCAACCAUUGACGUUGGAUACACUCGACAUGUAUCAUUCCAUGAAUAAACCAAGCUAUGAAGAAUUAUUAUCCGAAGUGCACAAUUUGUCAUCUACAGCGGAAGUCCAAGCUCACUUGAAAUCAGAUGAGUUUUAUCAAUUGUUGAGAAGCAUUGCGUAUGUAAUCAAGCAUCCUGAAGAGUCAGUGCCUGAUGAAUUUGCCGAUAAUGAUGACGACGUUGGAAUUAGUGGUGGUGUGGUUUCAUUAAAAGAUCCACUCACGUUGAAUUCCUUUGUUGACCCAGUAGUUGCUCCUUGUGGUCAUACUUUUGAAUCGCUGAGUAUAUUACAACAACUUGAACAACACUCUUCAGGAGGGAUGGAAUGUCCGAUUGGGGGAUGUGAUGCCACGUUGCAAAGGGGUAAUUUGAAGCCAGACACGUUGAUGAGAAUACGAAUUAGGAGUGCCAAUAAACAACAAAAAAGUAACAGAGACUUGGAUAUUGUACACUGA